CGCAGCCUCUGAGUGAACGAUGAUUGGUUAUUGGAACUUUGGAUAGUCUUGUAACUUCUGUCAAGUUAUUGUUAGUUAGACAUGUAAAAGUUAAGCACCGGAGAGCACGCGCGACUGCAGGUUCUUUCUCAAGUUUCCAUGUGGAAUAUAGCUGUAGUAUUUUUUCCCCCGGAAUGAUUUCAGCUAAUUAUAAAGGUAAAACAUCUUCCGAUGAAGACGAUGAUGAUCAGGGUUCACGGUCAUCUCCGCCGGAGCGUUCAGUCCAGACGCAAAGUCUGUCGUUCAGCGUCGAAGCUCUCAUGUCGAAGAAAGGACGGAGUGAAUCAGCUUCACACGAACCGAUUCAGAUGCCCUGCAUAAGAAAUCCGGAAGAUCGAGCAGUGAUUUAUUCAGAGUCGGUGGAUUUCCCCAAACUCUGUGAAUCUGUCAAAGAGGACUCUUCCUGGAUCAAUAAACCCACAUUAUCACCACGACCGCAGAGUCCAGCGGCAUGCACGCUCCGAAAGCACAAGACGAACCGUAAACCCCGAACCCCUUUCACCACGACCCAGCUCUUGGCCCUGGAGCGGAAGUUUCGUCAGAAGCAAUACCUGUCUAUCGCAGAGCGCGCCGAAUUCUCCAGCUCUCUCAACCUGACCGAGACCCAGGUGAAGAUCUGGUUCCAGAACCGCAGAGCGAAGGCCAAGCGGCUGCAGGAGGCAGAGCUGGAGAGGCUCAAAAUGACCAGCAAACCCAUCUUACAUCCCGGCCUCACUCUGCCCUUUCCACUCUGUACGCAGAACCAGACAACAGCUCUCUUGUGCGGACAGUCUUUCCCCUUCAGCAGACAUAUGCUGCCCUUUGCACCUGUAGGAAUAUACUCCACACCGCUGGGUUACAGCAUGUGUUCUUUCUCCAAAGACGGCUUCUCUGUGGAGCCAGUCUAGAGGAUCUAUUGCAUCAAAUUGAACUAUUCAUGGAAAAACACUUCUGGUUUGUCUGCUGGACAUACUGACAUUUUUAUGUUUGAUAGGACGUUAUAAAAUUUUAUGUAUGCUUAGGAUUACUUUUUAUGUUCAUUUUUUAAUUUUCAUUUUUGAAUGUGACAUUACACUCUUAAAAAUUAAGGAUCCAAAAAGAGGUUUUCUGAUGCCGUAGAAGCAUUUUGGGUUCACCAAAGAACCUUCAAGUGAACCGUUUUUAAAAGAACCAUUUUUUCUUAAUUAUAUACCAUGUAAAAUUUCCAUGGAUGUUAAAGGUUCUUCAGAGAUCCAAAGAUUCCAAUAAAGAAUCUUCAUUUUUUUUAAGAGUGUAAUCUACUUUGGAAGCCACAAAGAAUAAAUGAAAUCUAGAUUUGCAGGGUGUAAAAUGUAAAGUCUUCUCUAAUUUCCAGGGCAUUUUAGGAUAUUAUAUUAUCCAAUAUUUUGCAUUAAAAUAUUGAUCUUAGUGUGAUUGUGAGUCACACUAAAGAAAAAGUCAAAGUAUAUUAAUUAUUUUACCACAUUAACUUUUUGUAUGACAAAUCCUAAUUUGAAUGUGUUUAUGUCAAGGAAAAUUAACCUAAUAUGGUCACACUUGAAGGACCAAUUCUCACUAUUAACUAUGACCUUUGCCUCAAUAAACUUAUAAUUCACCGCUUAUUAAUAGUUAGUAAGGUAGUUGUUAAGUUUAGAUAUGGGUGAGGGAUCUAAAAUAUGGUCAUGCCGAAUAUAUGUGCUAAUAAGUACUAGUAAACAGCCCCUAAUAUGCAUAGUUAAUAGUGAGAACUGGUCCAUAAAAUAAAGUGUUACCCAUAAUAUAUAUAUACUUUACUCUUUGUAUUUACAUUUAAGAAAUUUGCUGAUUUAGAGUUACGACCUAUAAUAUAGGCCGGUUGAUUUGUUCUUAACUGGAAAUGUUAGAGUCAAAUCUAUUAAGAAU
This is a messenger RNA of Onychostoma macrolepis, 1899 nucleotides long. It is a transcript of the gene msx2a, whose product is annotated as muscle segment homeobox 2a. Gene Ontology annotation, molecular function: DNA-binding transcription factor activity, RNA polymerase II-specific; RNA polymerase II transcription regulatory region sequence-specific DNA binding. The record is from RefSeq and is a predicted model, not a curated record. The transcript is spliced from 2 exons. NCBI's taxonomy places the organism in Eukaryota, Metazoa, Chordata, Actinopteri, Cypriniformes, Cyprinidae. Gene Ontology annotation, cellular component: nucleus. The coding region runs from base 174 to 926 and encodes 250 amino acids. Gene Ontology annotation, biological process: embryonic morphogenesis; regulation of transcription by RNA polymerase II.